AUGUCGAGCGACAAUCAAGAUACGGAGGCUCAGGCCGAUGAUGACAUUAGACGGCGUAUAAAAGUCCAAGACGACACCCCCGGAAACUUGGAAGAUGAUCCUCCAAUACAAGUCUCUUUGAGUAGGCCACAUAUUACAAAACAUUCGAGGCCGCGCCUAGAAAGUCGUCGUAGCUCCGCCAUGAGUAUUGCUCAGAUCGAUCAGGUGCUCUCAGACCAUGACAUGGAUGAAGACACAUAUGGAGUCUCCGAGGUCCGCGAGGGACUCUUUGAGGCUAUAUUUCUGAAGCCACUACAUCUUAAUGUGGCGGAUCUCUUGGAGCGCUCAAAGACCACUUUACCGGCACAAUUUGACAAGUCAAACCCAUUAGCGCCAAAGUACUUCGUCUCGCGACAGUGGCAUCAACUGAAUUCUCUUUGUCGCCGGAUAGCAACUACGAGAGAAGGAAUUCGACUCUUCAAGACGUUUUCAGCCUUUUUCAUUGCGUAUUGUCUUUGCCUGUCGCCCGGCGUAAGAGGUUGGCUCGGCCCUUACAAUUACAUGAUGGUUAUAUCCGUCAUUCUCAACCACCCAGCUCGCACCCUAGGAGGCCAAAUCGAGGGCACGGUUCUUACCAUUUUGGGAACAGCUAUAGGAAUUGGUUGGGGUAUAAUAGGUCUUCUCUUAUCAACUUCUACUCUUGCCGCCAGUGCUGGCUAUGGCGGCAUCUUGGCCAUGUUUCUUGCGUUGUUCAUGCUUGCCUUGGCUUGUAUUCGUGCCUUCUUUAUCAGGUUCUAUCAAGCAGUUCUCUGCGCUGGAAUAGCAAUCAUGUUCACGACAUUGGCGGACACAAACAGCCAAAGCGUCAUCUGGAAUAAUUUACGCAGUUACGCUGUUUCAUGGCUUUUUGGGCAAGUCAUUGCAUUGGUUGUUAAUGUUCUAAUAUUCCCAGACGCAGGGUCCAGAGCUCUAGCCACGGCGUUACAUCAAGCGUUUGGCACAAUGCAGGAAGCCCUUGAUCUCUCGGACCAACCGUGUGGCAUGAGACCGAGGCGGCGAUUAGCCGAUGCCUUUGUGAAUCUCUCGGAGGCGUAUAGAGAUAUGAGGAUCAAUAUUACGGUCUCAAGAUUCAGACCAGACGAUGUUGAACAAUUACGCAACAAAAUGCAAGCUGUGAUACGAGCACUACUGUCGCUUCAAACUGAACCUGAGCUUCUGCAUGAGUCACGCUCAGGACAGGGUUGUGUGGUCAUCGUGGAUCGGCGUGAUUCUAACAACGUCGACGAACAGUCUCCCCCUUCAAGCUCAAAUAUCCAUUCUGUCGUCCAAACGGCGUCAGAUGACAUGAUCCGCAAUGUCGUUGAACCUCUCCGAGCUCCGACAAAAGACCUCCUCGAUAGCUUGAAGGAAGAUCUACGAGUUUGUGACGCCGUGCUAAUGGAUCUAUCUGGGUAUAGAAAGUACCUGGGCCCAUCAGAGGUGGUUUCUUCGGACCUUGCACCAGUUCAAAUACGAACAAAAAUUGCAAUUGCGGCUUUUGACACUGUAGAAUCAACUAUUCUACACUCAAAUGAUAGCCCUGUAUCUUCAAUUCACGAUGCCAACGUGGUACAACUCUUGGUUUUUGCAAGGCGUGCUAGGGAAACCAUUGCAACAGUCGAGGCUCUUAUGGACCAAGUCGCCUCAAUGCAACGGGUACCAGACUGGCCUCACGCGUAUUUGCCGUCUUAUCCUAUUUGGAAAGCAAUUCAUCGAACCAACGCUCAAGUACGUCAUGAUCGAGGCGGUGUUACUGCGGGGUAUUAUCAAAAGACAUUUGUAGAAAUCGCCAGGCUUCUCGACAAGAUCAAGUCACUAGACUACAAGGCGAUAUCGCAGAUUCAGCAUGGGCAGGCUCAAGAAGAACCGCAAGCUGAAUUUAACCGCUCCAUGACGAACUCCGAUGCAAGCAUCGCCCCAGUUUCUAAAAAGAGAAAAUUGCGAUACAAGAUUUGGACAGGGUUGUACCGGCUUCAAGGUUUUGAAAGUAGAUAUGCUUUCAAAGUCUGCCUUGUCACAUCCCUCUUGUCAGUACCAUCAUAUCUUCCUCAAAGUAAUGAAUGGUGGGAUUACUACCAGGUGUGGUGGGUAGUUGUAGUGAGCUGGGCAGUCAUGCAUCCGCAAAUCGGCGGAAAUAUACAAGAUCUAGUAACUAGGUCAGGUGUAGCUAUUCUAGGGGCAACUUGGAGUGGGAUAGGAUACGCUGCUGGAGGUGGAAGCCCGUACGUUAUGGGCGUCUUUUCAGCUUUGUACAUGGCGCCCAUGCUCUAUCGAUAUACCAUAAGUUCGCAUCCACGUUCAGGGCUUGUAGGCUGUCUUUCUUUUACCGUAACGUCUCUUGGUUUGCAAACACACGGUGGGGGCUCAUCUCCCACGACAUUUGCCGUGUUUAAUGGUCUAGCCUUUUUCAUUGGAACUGCCGUGCCGAUAAUAGUCAACUGGGUCCUGUGGCCCUUUGUGGCCCGCCGUGAAUUAAGACACGCACUCUCAUCAAUGCUCUUCUUCAUGAGCAUCCUAUACAGAAACGUGGUUGGCAGCUAUGUAUAUUUCAGUGACGGCAAAGAACCGAAGCCGGAAGACAUACAGAGGUCAGAGAUACUCGAAGGGAGACUGCGAGAGGGUUUCGUCAGAAUUCGCCAGCUUCUAGUUCUCACCCGCCACGAAAUUCGACUGCGCGCGCCAUUCGACCCUCUUUCAUAUUCCGGAUUGGCAGACGCAUGCGAAAGAUUCUUUGAUCACCUUAUCACCGUUCGCCGGUCCGCCAUAUUCUACAACCCAAGCUAUAUCAGAGACGACCCCUUGGCUGCCCAACAACUCCUCAGUUACCGUCGCGACGCUGUAGCCGCCAUCUUGGGCAAUCUAUACAUUUUAGCUGGCGCUCUUCGAUCUAAACGAAAAGUACCCCUCUAUAUGCCAAGCGCUGCUGCAGCCAGAAAAAAGCUAUUAGUCAAAACGGCCGAGGUCGAAGAAGACAUGUCUAAAAAGGCACCACCAAAUGAUAUAAAAAAGCAUAAGGAGUGGAGCGAUGUUUACAGUUUUUCAUACAGUGAGAGCUUAACCGGCUGUGUAGUUCAACUUGAGGAGCUAGAGAAGUAUACAAAACUUAUAGUUGGGGAGCAGGGAUUCGACGACGAAUUUCAAGAUGAAGACGAAGAUGACGAUAAUCACGUGCAAAAUGGUGAUUAA
Messenger RNA from Metarhizium brunneum ARSEF 3297, 3204 nucleotides. RefSeq names its product Protein BRE4 (gene BRE4). The record is from RefSeq and is a predicted model, not a curated record. NCBI's taxonomy places the organism in Eukaryota, Fungi, Ascomycota, Sordariomycetes, Hypocreales, Clavicipitaceae.